Solanum tuberosum (potato) is the source of this 939-nucleotide messenger RNA. RefSeq names its product bidirectional sugar transporter SWEET1-like. Gene Ontology annotation, cellular component: membrane. Bases 1 to 939 code for a protein of 312 amino acids. Gene Ontology annotation, biological process: carbohydrate transport. NCBI's taxonomy places the organism in Eukaryota, Viridiplantae, Streptophyta, Magnoliopsida, Solanales, Solanaceae. The record is from RefSeq and is a predicted model, not a curated record. Gene Ontology annotation, molecular function: sugar transmembrane transporter activity. The transcript has 7 exons.
AUGGAGGAGCAGUUGGAGUUGUCGCAGAGAGUUAUCAUAAAUGUAAACGGAGACUUUUGUAAAACAACAAGUUUUAUUACUCAUCGGAGAAUUCACUGGAUUGCGUUUUCAGAAUCAGGAGAAAGGACAUCAAGACCAAUUGGCCAUUUGCAUUUGCAGGAUUGGAUUCAGUGGCCCGAGAUUGAAUUCUCAAUAAACGUACUCGUUAGUAACGUUUUAGGUGUAAAACGUUACUCAGGAGUACGAAAUGUUGCUUCUCUCUUUCUCUUUUUAGUACCCACGUAUACAUUCAAGAGGAUCAUCAAGAACAAAUCGACAGAACAAUUCUCUGGCAUACCUUAUGUUAUGGCAUUUUUGAACUGCUUGCUUACUGCAUGGUAUGGUCUGCCAUUUAUAACAUCAAGCAAUAUUCUGGUUACAACAAUCAACGGGACUGGAGCUACAAUUGAGUUGAUAUAUGUGCUUAUCUUUUUAUUAUAUGCACCCAAUAAGCAAAAGAGAAAAAUCUUAGCAAUAUUUGUAUUAGUCCUUGUUGCUUUUGCUGCAGCUGCGGUUAUCUCAGUGCUUGUUUUUCAUGGAAAAAAUAGAGAGCUCUUUUGUGGUAUUGCUUCCACAGUUUUUUCCAUCGUUAUGUAUGCAGCUCCUCUGUCUAUUAUCAGACUAGUGAUCACGACCAAAAGCGUGGAGUACAUGCCAUUUCUCUUAUCAUUUGCCGCUAUCUUAUCUUGCACUAGCUGGUUUAUCUAUGCCAUACUAGGAAUGGACCCAUAUAUUGGCAUUUCAACAGGUGUUGGCUUGACUUUAGGAAUAGUGCAAUUGAUUUUAUAUUUCUGUUAUUGUGACAAGAAAAUUUUAAACAAGAAGACAUUUGCUGUUGAAGAGUCGCAGCAGAAUAUGGACAACGGUCAUAACAAUGACGUUAAGUUGUAUUUACCAUGA